This is a messenger RNA of Guyanagaster necrorhizus, 987 nucleotides long. Its product is annotated as NAD(P)-binding protein. Bases 1 to 987 code for a protein of 328 amino acids. The transcript has a single exon. Gene Ontology annotation, cellular component: cytoplasm. The record is from RefSeq and is a predicted model, not a curated record. Lineage: Eukaryota; Fungi; Basidiomycota; Agaricomycetes; Agaricales; Physalacriaceae.
AUGUCUCUCCUCAUCCUCUCAGCCUCUGCCGUCUCUCAAGUCGCCUCAACUUUCUCUGCUGAUGAUCUCCGGUCUCUCAUGGCAGACGUCUUUGCCGUCGUCUCAUCGUCGUCGGAUCCAGCGUAUGCUCCUCCUCGUAUUGGAAUCCCCACGGAGCGUCACCAAGUGUUGUUCAUGCCCGCACGCAUAUCUGGUAUAGGAACCGCGCUAAAGAUCGUAUCCAUUCCUCGUGAGGGUGGUGGCGGUUUGCCCGCCAGUACUUUGGUGCUAGAUAAGGAAUCAGGCACGGUCAAGGCCGUCAUCAAUGCACGGGAGCUCACUGCACUGAGGAAUGCGGCAGGCUCCCUUUUAUCAACGACAUUGGUGGGAAUAACUGAGCCCCGAGUUCUGGUCGCGUUUGGAGCUGGCACACAGGUCGAGAAACAUAUUGAGCUGCAUGUGAAGGCGCUACCCACAAUCAAACACUGUGUCAUUGUCAAUCGUGCUAUGAAUAGCAGAUUGCAGGGUUUAAUGACCAGAUUGGCUACAACCUGUCCCGGGGUCGAGUUGGAGGCUGCCUCACAAGAUCGCGUCAAGGAUCUUCUGGCGUCAGCCGAUAUUAUUGUCACAGCUACACCCGCUCUUGAACCGCUCUUCCCCUCGAGCUGGGUGAGAAGCGGAACCCAUGUUGUACUCAUUGGGAGCUACAAAAAGGAAAUGCACGAGGUUGAUCGCGCCUUGAUAGAAAGGGCAUUCAAAGGCAUUCUGCUUGUAGACUCGAGAGAAGCAUGUUUUGCGGAAGCUGGGGAGUUGGAAGAAGGUGACCCGGUUGUCGAGAUAGGUGAGAUCAGGCAAUGGAGAAGGGGUGACUACGUUGAAGACUUCGGCGGCCCGGUAACUAUGUUCAAGUCGGUUGGUGUCGGGCUUCAGGAUGUCGCUAUCGCUUGCGCUGUUGUCGAAAGAGCAGAGAGUCUUGGCGUAGGCCUUGUGGUGGAAGGAUACGAUUGA